This is a messenger RNA of Callorhinchus milii (elephant shark), 316 nucleotides long. RefSeq names its product delta(3,5)-Delta(2,4)-dienoyl-CoA isomerase, mitochondrial-like. Lineage: Eukaryota; Metazoa; Chordata; Chondrichthyes; Chimaeriformes; Callorhinchidae. Gene Ontology annotation, molecular function: delta(3,5)-delta(2,4)-dienoyl-CoA isomerase activity. The transcript has 4 exons. Gene Ontology annotation, cellular component: mitochondrion. The coding region runs from base 5 to 316 and encodes 103 amino acids. The record is from RefSeq and is a predicted model, not a curated record.
GGAGAUGGUGGAGUGCUUCAAUCAAGUGGCCCGAGACGCCGACUGCAGAGUGAUCGUGGUGUCCGGAGCCGGGAAGGUGUUCACCGCAGGGAUUGACCUGGUGGACAUGGCCGGUGACCUGCUCCGGCCGGAGGGGGACGAUGUGGCCAGAAUCGCCUGGAACCUGCGCCACAUGAUCACCAGUUACCAGGAGACCUUCACUGUCCUGGAGAAGUGCCCGAAGCCGGUCAUCGUCGCGGUCCACGGGGCGUGUGUCGGAGGAGGCGCGGGCGCCGCUGUGCACGCGGAACAUGCGUGCCACACGCCGCGCCCGUGA